UGCACAAACUUCCGAGAAGGUUGCUCGAAACCCUGUUAGGGAUUUCCCUUUAUUUGAUAGUCUUGUUGAUUGAUGUGAAAUUGAAAAAACGCAGUAUUAAAAGGCUAGAAGCACGGCGCCAGUCAUGUCAGAGACAUACGAUUUCCUGUUUAAGUUUCUUGUGAUAGGAAAUGCAGGAACUGGGAAAUCUUGUCUGCUUCACCAGUUUAUAGAAAAAAGAUUCAAAGAUGACUCGAAUCACACUAUUGGGGUUGAAUUUGGUUCAAAGAUAAUCAGUGUGGUCAAUAAGUUUGUCAAGCUCCAGAUCUGGGAUACAGCAGGACAGGAACGUUUCAGGUCUGUAACACGCAGCUACUACAGAGGGGCAGCAGGGGCUCUUCUUGUAUAUGAUAUUACUAGUCGGGAAACAUACAACGCUCUGACUAACUGGCUGACAGAUGCUCGGAUGUUGGCCAGCCAGAACAUAGUGAUUAUACUGUGUGGAAAUAAGAAGGAUCUGGAUGCUGACCGUGAAGUCACCUUCCUGGAGGCCUCGCGUUUCGCUCAAGAGAAUGAGCUCAUGUUUUUGGAGACCAGUGCACUAACAGGGGAGAAUGUGGAGGAAGCUUUUGUGCAGUGUGCUCGAAAAAUCCUUAACAAAAUAGAGUCAGGAGAGCUGGACCCGGAGCGGAUGGGUUCCGGGAUCCAGUACGGAGAUGCAGCGUUGCGGCAGCUGCGUUCUCCCAGGCGGGCUCAGGCAGAGAGCGUGCAGGAGUGUGGAUGUUAACAAAGAUCCCAGACAACUGACCAACCAGGCCAAGGUUGUGUGAACACGAGGAGGACGACGGUAGUCGGGGCGUGUGAUGUACGGCUCAUCGUGGUGGAGCGUCUGUUUCCCUCACCUUACUUUCACUUCUGUUCUGACAUGCCGAGGACCCCCUUAAUUUCCUGAAGGAUCCGGAAAAUGUUUACUUUCCCCCUCGGGCCCGCAGGCAAAGACAUGUGUGGUACCCAAAACCCUGAGGGUAGUUAAAAGAUCUGGCUCUUGCCCCUGAGAAUACUGCACUGAGCCCCGUCUUUUCCUUUUCCGUAUGUAGAUGUUGUGUAGAGAAGAGUUUAUAUUAUCACCGUGGAGCAUGUUUCAUGGUUGCAGUACUACUACAUAUUCAUAAAUGACUAUAUACAGCAUAUAUAUAUAGCUGCAUCACUGCUCUAUGGCACGCACCUGUAAUUAUUAUCAACGAUGUGCAUUCUCGCUUUUAAUUAGCGUUAUUUUUUCCCAUUAUUGUUAGGAUGGUUUAGGAUAGUAUACCAGAAAGUGGUUGACAUUUGUCAAAAAGUUUUGUUCUUGUAUUGUAAUUUACAUUUAAAAUGUCAGCCAGCGCCCACUUGCCUUCAUAUCACACUGUAAUUAAUUGUCAGUAUGGACAGCUUCAAUAUCAGUGUUACAGCCUCUAUAUUUAUAAAGUGUCCCCAUGCUGCAUUCCCAUUUUUAGGUGUUUGUUGAAAUGAUACUGUCGUAUUUAAAGUGAUUCUUUUUUUCGAGAAUUUCUUUUUUUAUUAUUAUUUUACUUUCUAAAUCUAUAUUUUCCAUGGUCUUCUAUACAUUUUAAAUGGACAUAUCUUAAAUAAGCUUGCAUCGAAAAUGAAUGCUAAAAUGUGAAAGCACUUCACUUUGCUUGUCAUUGUCUUUAUAUCAAUCAUUUUAUGUUUGUAAAAAUGGCAAUUUGUUAAAAUGAGGCAGAUUGCCAAGUCAUGUUUAUCAAUGCAUUCAAUGGUAGUUCCUCGUUUUUCAUAAAUUCUGCUUCACAUGAACCUCAAACAUGUCAGGGAAUUCUGUAGUACUGAUCAAAAGUCUGAUUUAGCUGCUGAAUGUAAAAUCUGUUUGUAAAAUUUAUGUAGUUUCCAAUCCUAUUUUGCUUAACAUUCAAGUUUUCUUAAAAUAAAUAAAUAAUAAUUAAAGGGUUUAAUUAAAGUGAAUAAGGAAGAUAAUGCCAGAUAUUGUCAUUGCUCCUUGGCUCUGACACAUGGAUAAGGUCCAGGAACAGCAUGCUCCAAUGAGUUGGUGAUAUCAUAAAUUUGUGCAUAGUAGUGAGAACAGUUUCGUAUAUUAAUGGCAGGCCUGUGUACAAAGUAUCCUAAACUACAAACAUAAAUGCUUUCACAUCCAUUAUAUGCUUAUGUAAAGUUUUAUACUUUAUUUUGUACUUUUACAUACCAAUAACUCUCUCUAAACAGCAACCUGUUCAAAAUUAAGACUGAAAACAAAACAAUCUCAUCACUAUUAGUGACCUAUUCAUGUGGUGAAAUAGCACUGUAAAUGUUACACAUUUAAACACAUCUCAGUUUUACAAGCUGAAAUCUAAACACAUAAACCUAAUGCCGUCCAAUCAGACAGUGGAAUGCAUAUUCAUCAUCAUAAUGUACUUCAUUAACUUUAUGGCUUCAAUACUUUUCCACUAAAACAACACUAUUCACGUAAUACAUGCUAGAAUUGACUAUAAAACAUGAUAUGGGGGGAAUACCUGUACAUUUGUUCAUACAAUACAUGCAUUCUUCCAUUAAAGAUGAUGAACUAAAUAUUAUAACCACUGAAUUUAGAAUCAGUUAAAUUAUCCUUAUAUAAAGUGUACAAAUAUCCCACUCUCA
Molecule: messenger RNA, 2628 nt
Organism: Pimephales promelas (fathead minnow)
Lineage: Eukaryota; Metazoa; Chordata; Actinopteri; Cypriniformes; Leuciscidae
Source: RefSeq, a predicted model, not a curated record